Molecule: messenger RNA, 1023 nt
Organism: Caenorhabditis elegans
Lineage: Eukaryota; Metazoa; Nematoda; Chromadorea; Rhabditida; Rhabditidae
Gene: str-267
Product: Serpentine receptor class r-10
Exons: 8
Coding region: 1-1023 (340 amino acids)
Biological process (GO): detection of chemical stimulus involved in sensory perception of smell
Cellular component (GO): ciliary membrane
Source: RefSeq, marked reviewed
AUGAGAACGUUUUCCUUAAUAAAAUCAAUAACUCAGCCAAUUGCCGCAGUACUGUCUGUUGUGGUAAAUUUCAUUCUGAUUACCCUUGUAGUUACAAGUUCACCGCGGAAAAUGGGAAGCUACAAGUAUUUGCUGAUAUACUGCUCAGGCUUGUCAAUUGCAUAUGCAGCAUUUCAUUUUGUUGCAGCACCCUACAUGUUUAAUGACGACUCAACUGUAGUUAUUCUUGUGGAUUUGAAGAGUAAUAUGCUAGAGAAUCAUCCAGAUGUCUUGAAGUUCACUGUUGUUUCCGGAGUGGCAUUUUUUGGAACAAGUAUUUACGCUAUAGCAAUCAACUUCAUAUAUCGCUAUUUUGCCGUUCAAAGAGAAGGCCGCCUCCGAUACUUUUCAGGGUGGCGUCUUAUUUUCUGGAUUCUCCUGUCCAUUAUUGGUGGAGCCAUAUUAGGGCUAAUGUUUUAUACUAUAGGUUCUCGUCAGGAAAUUUCAGACGGUUUGAAAGUGAGUUUGGAAACUUUGUAUGAUUUGAAUAUUAAUCGCAUAUUGUAUUGUACAUUUCCGUAUUGGUUGCCCACCGUUGAAAAUCAGGGAUUGACAGUAAAAGAUAUUAUGGCAAAUUUGGCAAUUACGAUAUCAAUGGCAUUUCCUAUUCUCAUUAUCGCCUUUUGCGGAACCAAGACUUAUGGAAAAGUCAAGAAUCUGACAGAACAUGGAAAAAAUGAAUACUCAAAGCGGCUCCAAUUGCAACUUUACAAAGCUCUUGUCGCACAGGUAAUUAUUCCAACUAUUUUUCUGUUUCUCCCCACUGUAUUCAUCGGGGCAAGUCCACUGUUCAAGCUUAAUAUCCCAUGGGCUAGUCUUCCAUUAUCGAUACUUUUUUCAAUGUUCGCAGUGGUGGAUUCAAUUCCAAUUAUUUUUCUUGUGGAUGAGUAUAGAAAUGCACUUUUUGCGUUUUUUGGAGGAUUCUGUUGUGCAAAUGAAGUUGUACCCGCUUCAGUUAAUGAAACCAGUAACGACCAGCAGUGA